AUGACCACAGAUAUAUCUUCGUCUUUUUGUGUGAUUUUAAACAUUUUCAAACUGGUAUUUUACACAUUUGUGCUUUUAUUAUUUAUUGAUCGUUAUUUACAACAGGCGCUUGCACUGGAAAACAUUGUACGCAGAAAUGCUGAGAACACAGAACGUAUCAUGAAAAAUGCCAUUGGCUAUGUGGUGUCGAAUAAUGCUCUGGGAACUGUAGUACAAUCCACUUUCGACAAUAGCACUUCUGCUGGCAUAACCAAAUUAAUUAGUGGUGUGCUAGUACCAACUGCACGCAGCGCCGUGCGUGACUUGGAUACCACUAAUGAUCUGACGUUUCUUCGUAUUGUCACUAGAAAGUUUGAAUAUUUAGUCGCUCCAGAAAAAGAAUUCACGAUUGUUGUAAUGCAAUAGUAUUUUAAUAUGAUUAUAUUUUUGAAUGGUUCUAAUGUUCUAAUAUAGCAAUUUAUUUUAAAAU
Rhagoletis pomonella (apple maggot) is the source of this 469-nucleotide messenger RNA. RefSeq names its product dynein light chain roadblock-type 2-like. Gene Ontology annotation, molecular function: dynein intermediate chain binding. NCBI's taxonomy places the organism in Eukaryota, Metazoa, Arthropoda, Insecta, Diptera, Tephritidae. The record is from RefSeq and is a predicted model, not a curated record. The transcript has 2 exons. Gene Ontology annotation, biological process: microtubule-based movement. Gene Ontology annotation, cellular component: cytoplasmic dynein complex; centrosome; cytoplasm. Bases 1 to 405 code for a protein of 134 amino acids.